CUCCAGUCCACUUGGUGGCUGCACACAGUUUGAAUAUAGCUGUUCCCUGCUGUUAAUCUUCAAUGAAGAGUCAUGUGAGGUACACAUCAGCUAACAGUGCCGAUGAAUUUGUGUACUUUUAGAGUGUUUGCGUAAAGGAUCGCCGUUCUCUAGUAACAAUCAUGGGUCCUGCCAAAUGUCACCACACCCUCAGAUGAGGACAUUGAUUUUUGGAGCGUGGGUGGUGUUUUACAUCUCUUUUCUGCUUCUUAUGCGAAGAAUGUGGACAGGGAAGUACGUCCGCAGUCCUCUCGCUCGAGCACUUUUAGUCAACAUGGUGUCAGAGAGCGAAUCGGGUUCUGAAAUUCAAGAGUGGUACCGCUGCAGUCCUGACUUAUUGGGGGAUGAGAUGAAACCCCUAUUCGUGCAGAGCGUGAUGGAUGCAGACACACAGGCUUUUCUCAGGAAAAGCGAGGAGAAGUCUGGCUGGAUGUUCACUCAGCUCUAUCACUCCUUCUUUUCCACCGUCUUCAGUCCAAUCAUGUCGCGAACCUCCAUUAACGGGUUCCUUGGCCGAGGUUCCAUGUUCGUGUUCUCGGCGGAUCAGUUUCGCAGGCUCCUCGGCAUCGGACCAGACUGGAAAACAGACAGGCUGCUGGAUCUGGGGGCUGGGGACGGGGGGGUCACCAAUGUCAUGGGCUCACAUUUCAGAGAGAUCUAUGCCACAGAGGUGUCCAGCCCAAUGAAAUGGCACCUCCAGAGAAAAAACUAUAAACUGCUAGGAAUAGACGAGUGGCAGAAAACCGGCUUCCAGUAUGAUAUCAUCAGCUGUCUUAACCUGUUGGACCGUCUGGACGAGCCUCUUGAGCUGCUGAGGGACAUGAAGCAGUCCCUGGUGCCAAAGACAGGCAGGAUCAUCCUGGCGGCAGUAGUCCCCUUCCAGCCCUAUGUGGAAAUAGGUGGGAGGUGGGUACGCCCCAAAAAUCAUUUGAAAAUCAAGGGGAAGACCUGGGAGGAACAAGUGACCAACUUAUCCAGUGAAGUCUUCUCAAAGGUUGGGUUGGAAGUGGAGGCAGUGACUCGGUUGCCAUAUCUGUGCGAAGGAGAUAUGUACAAAGACUACUAUCUGCUGAAUGAUGCAGUAUUUGUACUAAGAGCUCAGGAAUGAAGUCUAACUUGCCCUCACUUCAGCGGUUGGUGUCAUAUCUGGUAUCAUGGGGUUUUGCAAGGCCAAACAAGAAUGCUGGUUUACCUUUCUGUGUGUGGGAGAAGGGUUGCUGUUGGUAACAGGAUUAUACUGUAAACAAAUCUCUGUGAAGUGAUUUGGUUUAACGGAUCUAAAGAUUUUCCCAUGAUUUAAUUUAUGUGUUGAUGAAGUGGUCUCUAUGAUAUACAGAGGCUGUUUCAUUGUGCCAUCCACAAGUUCUGCAUUUGUCUUUAAAAAACAAACACUGUAGUAUUCUUGUACUGUAAAUGGAUCACCUGUCCAUAAAGGUUAAUCUCAAGCCUGGUUUUCAGUUAAAAUCACAUUCUUGAAGUAGUGCCUUUGAAUUAAGUUUUUCUUUUGUAUAGCAAAUAGAAUACAUUUUUACUUUAAUACUGUCACGUUGUUGAAAAAAAGAUGAUGUAUUUGAGGUUGUUGUUGGUGAACAAAAGAAAAUCAAUACAAAUAUGCAAGGACCAAUGGGAAGACUUGUCCUGUACACUUAUGGGCAAGUUGACUCCAGUAAGCACCGUCAACACAUCAUUCAAUAAAAACAUUUGUAUUCAAUAAAA
This is a messenger RNA of Clupea harengus (Atlantic herring), 1755 nucleotides long. RefSeq names its product methyltransferase 9, His-X-His N1-histidine (gene mettl9). Lineage: Eukaryota; Metazoa; Chordata; Actinopteri; Clupeiformes; Clupeidae. Gene Ontology annotation, molecular function: protein-L-histidine N-pros-methyltransferase activity. The record is from RefSeq and is a predicted model, not a curated record.